CUUUCGAGCCGGUCUGCAGUUUGAUUCGGGCUUAAGUGGGUUCAUCGCGUGUCGUUGAGGACGCAGUCGGCUUCGUAUUUCAACGAUCCGCCAUUAUAUGCUUUAUACGGCGUGCCGCCGUACUACUGAUUUUUCUUGUAAGCUUUUGAGUGCAAACUGGGACACGAUUAGUAAAUCUAAUCACUGCUAGUUAUGGCACGAAGCCGCAAGGAUAGUACGGGCAAGAGUGACUCGGAAGUUACUGAUAAGGAGAAUAAAAAGGAACGGGGCAGAGAAAGAGAACGUAAAAAGAGAGCAGCAUCUUCAUCUAGUAGUGGUAGUAGUUCAUCAGAUAGCAGUUCUGGAUCAUCAAGUUCUAGCAGUGGAAGUAGCUCCAGAUCAAGUUCCACUUCCAGUAGUUCAUCUAGCAGUUCUGGUAGCUCUUCAGGUAGUUCCAGAGACAGAGGACGAAAACGCAGUCGCAGCAAGAGUGUUGAUGCAUCCAGAAGACAUGAAAAUAAAGAAAAAGAAAGGGACAAAGAAAGAGAAAGAGAGAGGGACAGAGAUAGGGACAGAGAACGGGAUAGAGAAAAGGAAAAGAAAAAGGGAAGCAACUCUGUUCCUGACAAACCCAAACCUAAAGGACGAUCUAGAUCUCCUUCCCCACGUAGAAAGCGUAGGGAACGUUCGCCAAUUCCUAGACCGACAAAGAUACAUAUCGGCCAUUUAACGCGAAAUGUCACAAAGGAGCACAUAACCGAGAUAUUUUCGGUGUAUGGCCAAAUAAAAAUGGUGGAUUUUGCAAUGGACAAGUUACACCCGAAUCAGGGAAGAGGAUUUGCCUACGUUGAAUUUGAAACUGCAGACGAGGCUGAAAAUGCUAUGAAGCACAUGGAUGGAGGGCAAAUAGAUGGCCAGGAAAUCACAGCCGCGCCAGUAUUAUUGCCGAAACCACGGCCAUUGCCGAUGAGACGUAUGUCACCGGGUAUGGGUAGACGUGCUCCCCCACGAUGGGCAGGUGGUGGCAGAAAUACACCACCACGUUAUCGCAGACGUUCACCGCCGAUGAAUCGUCGUAGAAGUCCGCGACCACCACGACGCAGGAUAAGGACCCGAUCACGAAGUCCACAGGGAAAUCCGCGACAUCGACAUCGCCGUUACACAAGAUCCAGUUCGAGUAGUUCGCGAUAACACACCUUUUGCUUUGUAUAUACAAAAUAAAUGUAAUGAAUUAAGCGUGAUCAAUAUUGGUCACAUAUCUAUAUUAAAGAUAUAACAUAAUUUUUCUCUAAAUA
Messenger RNA from Harpegnathos saltator (Jerdon's jumping ant), 1274 nucleotides. RefSeq names its product RNA-binding protein with serine-rich domain 1-B. Lineage: Eukaryota; Metazoa; Arthropoda; Insecta; Hymenoptera; Formicidae. Gene Ontology annotation, biological process: mRNA splicing, via spliceosome. Bases 193 to 1170 code for a protein of 325 amino acids. Gene Ontology annotation, cellular component: nucleoplasm; ASAP complex; cytoplasm. The record is from RefSeq and is a predicted model, not a curated record. Gene Ontology annotation, molecular function: RNA binding. The transcript has 5 exons.